Messenger RNA from Nasonia vitripennis (jewel wasp), 1933 nucleotides. RefSeq names its product U4/U6 small nuclear ribonucleoprotein Prp31 (gene Prp31). Gene Ontology annotation, cellular component: precatalytic spliceosome; U4 snRNP; U4/U6 x U5 tri-snRNP complex. Bases 148 to 1623 code for a protein of 491 amino acids. Gene Ontology annotation, biological process: spliceosomal tri-snRNP complex assembly; mRNA splicing, via spliceosome. The record is from RefSeq and is a predicted model, not a curated record. Lineage: Eukaryota; Metazoa; Arthropoda; Insecta; Hymenoptera; Pteromalidae. The transcript is spliced from 9 exons.
CACUCAGUCCUGGUUUGAGGUCUCUAGUGAGUCAGUGAGUCCAGUUCGCUAUAGUUGACAGCUAGGAAGUCCUGGCGGGACCGAGGCGUGACUUGACAAAGGUAAUUUUGUUAGUCCUACCUGAUUGUUGUUCAUAUAUUUCUCACAAUGUCUUUGGCUGACGAACUAUUAGCUGAUCUUGAAGAUGACGCCGAUGACAAGGAGCCAGAGGAGCAGGUGGUGGCGGAACAACUUAUUCCCACAUCGUUGACGAACAAAAUUACGGAAAAAGAUAUUAAAGUCGACUCGGUCAGAGAACUAGCAAAAUUAUGGGACUCACCUUUGAUGCAAAGGGUCACGUCGCAGAUCGAUAAGUACAGCAAAAUUCUUCGAAAGUCCUCUGACAUUAUAGGUACUGUUGAGUCCGAUCCAGAAUAUCAGCUGAUUGUGGAAGCCAACAAUUUAGCCGUUGAAAUAGACACAGAAAUAGCAACAAUACACAGGUUUACGACUAGCAAAUACUCAAAAAGAUUUCCAGAAUUAGAAUCUCUGGUCGUUGAACACUUGGAGUAUAUGAUGACCGUCAAAGAAUUAGGAAAUGAUUUAGACAGAGCAAAGAAUAACGAAAUCUUACAGCAGUUCCUCACUCAAGCAACAAUUAUGGUUGUUUCUGUAACUGCAUCAACAACACAGGGACAGCUGUUAACGGAUGCAGAAAAGGCAGCAAUUGAUGAAGCCUGCGAUAUGGCUAUCGAAUUAAGUAAUUUAAAACAAAGAAUAUUUGAGUAUGUUGAGAGUAGAAUGGCAUUUAUUGCUCCAAAUUUAUCUACAAUUGUUGGUGCCUCAACUGCAGCUAAGCUGAUGGGUGUUGCUGGAGGAUUAACAAAGCUGUCAAAAAUGCCAGCUUGCAAUAUUUUACUUUUAGGAACUAAAAAGACUACAUUAUCUGGUUUUUCACAAACCGCAGCAUUACCUCACACAGGAUUUAUUUAUUAUUCAAAAAUUGUACAGGAUACCCCAGAAGACUUGAGAAGAAAAGCUGCAAGACUUGUAGCUGCAAAAAGUACACUUGCUGCUCGUGUUGAUGCCUGUCAUGAAAGUACGGAUGGUACAAUUGGUCAACAAUUGCGUGAAGAAAUUGAAAAAAAAUUAGACAAACUUUUGGAACCACCACCCGUUAAAUUUAUCAAGCCAUUGCCAAAGCCAAUUGAUCCAGGCAGGAAGAAGCGUGGUGGUAAAAGGGUCCGUAAAAUGAAGGAACGCUACGCUAUUACAGAAUUUAGGAAACAAGCCAACAGAAUGAAUUUCGCUGAUAUUGAAAGCGAUGCUUAUCAAGAAGAUCUUGGAUACACUCGAGGUACUAUUGGUAAAGCAGGCACUGGAAGAAUUAGGUUACCGCAAAUUGAUGAGAAGACCAAAGUUCGCAUUUCAAAAACGCUGCAGAAGAAUCUACAAAAACAACAGCAGUGGGGCGGUAGCACAACUGUUAAAAAGCAAAUUUCUGGAACAGCUUCUAGUAUAGCAUUCACACCACUUCAGGGCUUGGAAAUUGUGAACCCACAAGCUGCAGAGAAGAAAGUCAGCGAGGCAAAUGCAAAAUACUUUUCCAAUACCGCAGGCUUCUUGAAAGUCAAGAAAACUUGAACAAUUGGAAAGAUAAUACAGCAAAGAUACCUCAAAUCCAGAUGCGUCUUUACGAUUCAUGGGGCCCUAGGCCCAGAUCAUAUGGGAGCCCCCCAAAAUUUCAUCGAAAUAUUAAAUUCAAAUUUCUUAUUUAGAAAAAUAUAAUACGUAACGAGUAAGUAAAAAUAAAUUUAUAAUAAUUGAACUGCCUUUUGUAAAGUUAAAUAUCCCAGGCAAGAAUAGUAUGUAUAGGCUAUGUAUAUAGAAUCUGAUGUAUUAAAUUUUAUUUCAUUUGAAGAGUUUGCAAUCUCAGAUUUUGCAACAAAAAAAA